AUGACUGACCCAAAAAUGUGUACUUCGUGCUUUCACCUACUGCCUCCAGAAGCAUUUAUUUAUAAAAAUAAAUCUUACAAAACCUGCUUAGCUUGUUUAACUACAAAGUCCAAUAAAAGAGCAGAAAAAAAAGCUUUACCUGUUGAUAACUAUUUAGAAAACACGAAUGACCAAAUAGAAAACCAAUUCAAAGAUGAAAUAGAGACAAUUAUCUUUACUGAUAUUAUCGAACACAUUUCUAAUAAAAUUUCUAGCCUUGAGCAAAACCAAAAAUUAUCCUUCAACUUAUGUAUCAAAAUCGAUGAUGAUAUAUUGACUAAGAUUAAUCAUAAUAUGAGACUUUUAGUAAGAUUAAUAGUAGAUGAAAUCGAAGAAAAAGACGGAUACAAUUGGAUUGAGCUUUGUUAUGAGUGGAGGGAUGAUUUAGUUACCACAAUCGGAUUAAUAACAUCUUUACUAAAUAAACUGUUACCAGUAUCAUGUAUCCACUGUAAUGCGAUCUACAAAACUACUAGGGAAGGUUUGAGCUUUACGGAAUUAUUAGCAAUACUAAUGCAAUCUACAAUUUCACAAGCAGACAUUCAAUCAUCUCUGAUUUUCCAGAAUAGCAGUUUGGUUGAAAUAGACCAAGAUGAACCUUUUGAUUCUGAAAUGCGCAAGACCUGUGAACAAAAGGUGGCUGCAGUAAAAUGUAUAGCUACCCAUCUAGAACAAGAACUUUUAGCAAAUAACUUAAACCAUGUUACGCAGGUAGUCAACAAUAUAGAUAAGUUAUUUAAUAUACUAAAAGAUAUUGAAAUGGCACAAAAUAAAAGAAAACGUAAUCCAACGUGA
Molecule: messenger RNA, 834 nt
Organism: Racocetra persica
Lineage: Eukaryota; Fungi; Glomeromycota; Glomeromycetes; Diversisporales; Gigasporaceae
Source: the annotation of a GenBank genome assembly